AUGGAACUGUGGCGAAUCGCAUCUUUCUUAUACCUCGUACUGGGAGCUCUAUCCUUGGAUACAGAAUGGUGGAAAUACGGUACUAUUUAUCAAAUACUACUGAGAUCGUUUCAAGACAGCGAUGGCGAUGGAAUCGGAGACAUCAAAGGAUUAAUGUCCAGGCUGGAUUAUUUGGUCGAGAUAGGAAUAGAUACCGUUUACAUAAUGCCAUUUUAUCUCGCUUCCGGGGUUGAUACCGGUUACGAUAUCAUCAAUUAUAAAAAAAUAGAUCCUGACUACGGAACGAUGGAAGAUUUCGAAGAGUUGAUGAGGGAAAUGAAGUCUAGAGGUUUGCGUUGUAUAACGGAUUUGGUGAUUAAUCAUACCAGCCAUGAGCACGAGUGGUUCCAAAAGUCGAUCAAAGGAAUUGCUCCAUUCAAAGAUUACUAUGUUUGGGUUGAUCCAAAAGGAUAUGAUCAUAACUACAAUCCUAUUCCACCGAAUAAUUGGUUCAGUAUAUUUGUUAUGAGAUCAGACGGCACCGCUUGGACAUGGAACGACCAAAGGAAUCAAUUCUAUCUGCAUCAAGCCAACAUACAACAGCCAGAUUUAAAUUUAAGAAACCAACUAGUCAAAGACGAAAUAAGCGACAUAAUGAUGUUCUGGUUAGGGAAAGGAGUCUCUGGAUUUCGAGUCGACGCACCGAUGAUUUUCAUGGAAGAUGAUCAACUUCGGGAUAAUCUGCCAUUAAGUCCCGAAGCGACUGUUUUUACCAUGUUUUCAGAAUGCGAACGUACUUUCAAUCAUCCGGAUACUUUCAAAUACUUACACGAAUUGAACGUGUUUCUGGGGCAAUAUGAUCAAGUGAAUGCAAGACCAAUUCAAACGCUUAUGCUCGGAGAAACAUAUGGUCCAAUCCCAAACAUCGUCAAGUAUUACGGAACAAAGGAAUCGCCAGCAUUCCACGUGCCACUAAAUUUCCUUCUAACCGGUCUAGUAAAAUUCCAAAAUGCUCAAGAACUCAACGAUUUUCUUCACACUUGGCUCGACGCUGUACCUAAAGACAUGCCAUCAAAUUGGGCUCUGGGCAAUCAUGAUCAAGGCAGAGUCGCAAAUCACGUAGGUGUAGAAUACAGCGCUAUUAUGCUAACUUUGGGCACCCUGCUGCCGGGAACAUGUUCGCUGCACUAUGGAGAGGAGAUCGGCAUGGGGCAGAACAAUUUGGUUAGAAAAGUGGACAAAUACAAUAGGCUUUUUCAUCGCACACCCAUGCACUGGGAUGAUACCGCAAAUGCUGGUUUCACUACUGCCACUGAGGCUUGGCUACCAGUGCAUCCGAGUUACUGGAAUAUCAACGUGAAAAGCCAAAAAAACACACCGAACAGCAUGUUGAAUUUUUUUAAAGAUUUAAUGGGUCUUCGAAAAACUGAUACAAUAAAGCACGGUGGUUUGAAAUUCUAUAUUAUAUCAGAAUGGGUAUUAGCGUUUUCUAGAACUUACAAGGAAACUAUUUACAUCGCUAUGAUGAACUUGGGAACCGAAUUGGAACCAAUUAAAUGGACUGGAAUAAAGAAUAUUCCAGAAGCGCUGACUUUAGCAGCUUCCAGUCCUAAUUCUCUGUAUAAAAAAGGUUUCAAAAUGGAAACGAAAUCGGCACAGUAUUUUCUGAGGCCUCAUUCUGUUCUUAUACUGACAUCGGAUUCUGUAAUUACUCCCAAACCUGAAAGUGGAAACGCCAGUUCAUCAGAUGGAUCUACAAACCAACAACAGCAACAACAUUCUGAUAUAAAUAUUAUAUGUUUACGUAUUUACAAAGGUUUACCUUCAUUAAAAUAUUUACCUGAUGAAUAA
Messenger RNA from Planococcus citri (citrus mealybug), 1830 nucleotides. Its product is annotated as maltase A2-like. Bases 1 to 1830 code for a protein of 609 amino acids. NCBI's taxonomy places the organism in Eukaryota, Metazoa, Arthropoda, Insecta, Hemiptera, Pseudococcidae. The record is from RefSeq and is a predicted model, not a curated record. The transcript has 9 exons. Gene Ontology annotation, biological process: carbohydrate metabolic process.